Molecule: messenger RNA, 510 nt
Organism: Cetraspora pellucida
Lineage: Eukaryota; Fungi; Glomeromycota; Glomeromycetes; Diversisporales; Gigasporaceae
Source: the annotation of a GenBank genome assembly
AUGUCUUCCAGUAAGCGAAAAAAUAAAACCACCCUUAAUAAUAAACAAAGAAAGGAUGUUAUUGAUCAUAAAAAUAAAAAUCCUAAUAUCAGCAAUGUUGAUCUUGCUGAGUGGGUAAAGAAAGAAUUUAACCUUGAGGUUCAUCCAACCACCAUUGGGCGUUUAAUAAAAAAUAAAGAUGAUGUUGGAAAUAACCUCUCUACAAAAAGACAAAGAACGGUUCAAUAUCCGGAUCUCGAGAAUACAUUGUAUGAAUGGAUUUUGCAAAACCAAGACCAAAUCAUUUUAAGUGAUUCCAUCUUAAUUGAAAAAGCAAAAAAAUUUGCUAAAUUAUUAAAAAUACCAGAUGGUGAUCUUAAAUUUUCACAUGGAUGGUUAUAUAAAUUUAAAAUAAGACACGAGUUAGGGCAAAUAAAAAAGCACGGCGAAGACGCUUCGGUAGAUGAUGAUAUUGUUGCAGAUGCUAUACCUAAAUUAAGAGAAGUAAAAAAAAAGAUAAAGAAAGGUUAA